This is a messenger RNA of Paramecium tetraurelia, 285 nucleotides long. RefSeq lists its product as uncharacterized. The record is from RefSeq and is a predicted model, not a curated record. The transcript is spliced from 2 exons. Lineage: Eukaryota; Ciliophora; Oligohymenophorea; Peniculida; Parameciidae.
AUGGCUAAUAUGUUGGAAGAUCAAUAGAAAUCUACUUUGUAAGUGGCUUAUAAUUAAGUUAUUACAAAGUCUAAACUUCUUAGAUCAUUCAGCUUAUUAGAUACAGUUACCAUUUAACCAUUUAAGAAAGUAUUUUAAAUUGAUAAUCGAGGAAACUAACAGGAGUGUCAAAGUAUUUAUUGUUAAUAGUUUCAUUAGGCCUGUUUAUACAAGAUUAACGAAAUUUAUGAAUUAUUAGAGAGUUCAUUGUAAAGUUCUAUUUUCACUUUAGAAAAAAUAUUUUGA